Messenger RNA from Cuscuta epithymum, 1908 nucleotides. Lineage: Eukaryota; Viridiplantae; Streptophyta; Magnoliopsida; Solanales; Convolvulaceae. The record is from the annotation of a GenBank genome assembly.
CUUGGAAGUGGGAAGUGGUCCUAAACUCCAAAUCAAGGAAGUUUAUAAGGCGGUUGGUUGAGGACUCGAAUCAAACACAUUAGUAAGCUGUGCCUGGGCUGUGCAUACCAAGAUGGAAAGCUGCAAAGACGAAGUAGCCACCGCCGGUGAAGUCGCCGUCGUGGUGGUGCCUCUUCCGGCUCAAGGCCAUCUCAACCAGCUUCUUCAGAUUUCCUGUCUGCUCUCCUCCUCCUCCUCCUCCGCCCUCCAGGUCCACUACCUCGGCUUUUCCAUCCACACCCAACAAGCCAGAGUCAGGGCCAACGGGCUAGACCCGGAGAAAAUAUCCAAAAUCCAUUUCCACGAGCUUCCCACCCCUGAGCUGGACUGCCCUCCCCCGGACCCGGCCGCCGCCCUGAAGUUCCCCACCCACCUGCAGCCGCUCUGGGAAGCCUCUCACCUUCUCCUGCGCCGCCCCGCCGCCGACGUUCUCCGCGAAAUAGCGUCAAAAUCCAGAAGAGUGGUGAUCAUCCAUGACUCUAUCAUGGCCUCGGUGGUUCAAGACGCGGCGUCCAUCCCCAACGCCGAGACCUACUCCUUCAACUGCAUCUCCGUCUUCUCCCUCCUCUCCCUCGUCUACUACCGGACGGGAAGGCCGUUCCCCGCCGUCGCCGCCGUGGAAGAAGCGGGGCUGAGGGAGCUGAUGCCGGACCUGGAGGAUUGCACGAGUUACGAUAUCCAGAGGCUGGGAUCUGCCCAGCGGGAGUUCUUGAAGUUCCGGUCCGGCGAGAUUCAUAAUACGAGCAGAGUGAUUGAAGGGCCGUUUCCUGAUGUGUACGAGCGGGAGGGGUUUUCCCAGAACCUGAAGCAAUGGUUCAUCGGCCCCAUUCUGCCUCCGCUGAACGCGUAUAAUAAGAAGCAGAAUGUGUGGUUGGAUUGGCUGGAUGAGCAGCCGCCGGACUCUGUUCUGUACGUUUCGUUCGGGACGAUGACUUCCGUGUCGGAUCAGCAGGUUACAGAGUUGGCAAAGGGGUUGGAGCAGAGCAAAGUGAGGUUUCUUUGGGUGUUAAGGGAUGCAGAUAAAGGGAACAUCUUUUCGGGCAAACCGAGAAGCAUUGAGCUGCCAGAAGGGUUUGAAGAGAGGGUGAUUAAAUGGGGAGCGGUGGUGAGGGAGUGGGCACCGCAGCCCGAAAUUCUAGCACACCCAUCCACGGGAGGGUUCAUGAGCCACUGCGGGUGGAACUCGUGCAUAGAGAGCAUCACGCACGGCGUGCCCAUGGCCGCAUGGCCCAUGCACUCGGACCAGCCGAGCAACGGGUUCUUGGUGACAAGAAUACUGAAAACGGGGCUGAUGGUUCGGGAGUGGGGGGAGCAUAGAGAGUUGGUCAAGGCAUCCAACAUUGAGAAUGUGGUGAGGAGACUUAUGGACUCUCAAGAGGGAGUUGAGGUGAGAAUGAGGGCUCAAGCUUUGGGAAAAGAGGUUAGGAAAUCAGUUCAGCCCGGAGGCGUGUCUCACAUCCAACUACACUCUUUCAUCGCCCAUAUCACUCGAACGUAACCGGGGAUAUAUAUAUAUAUAUAUGGAUGGUUACGUUAUUUUCUUUCCACACCACAAAAAAAUACGAGAUUGACAAAAAAAUUUGACAUGGAUCUGCCAAAAUUUAAAAAGGAAUUGACGGAGAUAUGUCAAUUCUGCGUCAAUCCCGUAACUUUUUUGUUGUGCAAUUUUUUUAUAAACUUAAUAACGUACUAGCUUGCUAUUAAAGUUAUUACGUACGUAUUUGUUAAAGUACUUAAAGUAGAAUGCAGAUUCAUGCCACAUGUAUGAAUAAUUGAAUCUUAUCUCACUCGUUAUCAGACUUAUCAUCAGAAACAUGAUAUUGGCUGAUUAUAUAUUCUAUAAAUAGGCACAGAGCAUUCCUAAUUCUG